CGCGUCAAGUGGUCUGAUAUCCCCUUGAGAGUACGGUGUAAUCGUAGAGGAGUAUUCGAUGAUGUACGGAGGAUUGUAGGGCGAAUGUGCUCCGGAGGGGAUGGCGAUGACAUCAUCUGGCAGCCCGCCGGAUGCCAAGACGGUCUAGGGCCCUUUUCGAUCACGGCACGUGGCUGCCGUGGAUGCCUGAGGCAGAAGAGCAGAGGCAAUCACGUGAUACAAAUGUCGGCGCCGGAGUAGCCGAUAAUCCGGGGGGCCCUGGCGAUGCUGCGGAAAGGACGAGUCUAAAGGGCAUCCAGCAAUAAUUCCAUCGCCGUGCUGGCAGUUUUUGGCUUUCACGUCCACCCAAACACUCCGUGUCGCGAUGGCCCGGAAGCUCCGAGCAGCUGCCCAGGCGGCCGCCCAGUCACUGAGAAAUGCCCCGCCGCCCCUUCCCGACGCCUCCGACGAGGAAAUGGCGGAAGCGCCCGUCUCCAAUGCGUCCUCCCCGGUCGUAGAGGAGGACCCCGGAGACGCGUCGGAAAAGGAGGACGGUCUUGAUGCCGAAGCGCAACCCGAACCGGUUCCGGAGGAAGAGACCGCGGCAACGCCCACCCAGGAGGAGUCGAACACCCCGUCGCGAGCAGACACGCCGACGCGCACCGGCGGUCGCCCCUCCGCGAUCCCGCGAAAACGACGCAUAGGCCGUCCGCCGAAGAACCGCCCGCCAGAAUGGGAUGCGCCCGAGGACGGAGCGCCACAGACCCCGAUCCACGUGAGCACGCCGGUGAAGAGGAGGCGAGGACGCCCGGCGGCGAGUGGAGGACGAUGGGCUCGAAACCGCGGGCCGUCCCACGUCACCCAAGUGCCAAUUGACAAGGAAGGAAACAUGAUGGACGUGAUCGACGACGAAGUGGCUCUUCCGGACGAUCCGGAGGGCGAGACCAAGGUUGACAAGAAUGGCGUUUUGAAGGGCGAUCGAGAGUACCGGGUUCGCACGUUUACCAUCCUCAACCGCGGCGAGAGAUACUACAUGCUGUCUACGGAGCCGGCUCGCUGCAUCGGUUUUAGGGACUCGUAUCUGUUUUUCCAGAAGCACAAGCUGCUCUACAAGAUUAUCAUCGAUGACGAGGCCAAGCGCGAUCUGAUCGAGCGCGAAAUCAUCCCUCAUUCCUACAAGGGUCGAGCUAUCGGUGUGGUGACCGCUCGGUCAGUGUUCAGAGAGUUCGGCGCCAAAAUCAUCGUGGGCGGGAAGAAGGUUUCCGACGACUACCAUGCUCAGGCAGCGCGGGAGCGCGGCGACGUUGAAGGCGAGCUUGCCGUUCCCGAGGACAAGCUUCCGGGGCCCGGCGAGCCGUAUAACAGGAACCAGUACGUCGCGUGGCACGGCGCGAGUAGUGUCUAUCACACGAGCGUGCCCUCGGUUCCUCUUCCCGUUGGGAAAGCGGUUGAUUCGAAGAAGCGAAAGAUUACGGUCACGGGAGACAAUUGGAUGCUUGAGCAUGCCCGUGAAGCCAGCAAUUACAAUGCUCUCAUCUCACAUGCUCGCCGUGCGAACCUGGAGGGAUACUACGACAUUCACACCAACGUUUUGCAAUAUCCCAAGAUCAUGCAGCCUACGCAUGCACGCUGGGAGCGUCUACCCCCUCCUGAUCCGCGGGUUGCGGCCAAACUCACCAAGGAAUUGUCGACCCUCAGCCUGACGAACGGCCGUGAUGAGAGUGACCCCCCUGUCGAAGUCUCGGCCGCUUCGAAGGAAACAACGCACGAGAAUAACGACAAUAACGAGGAGGAAGCUGGCAAGGAAUCGAUCUUCUCCGACAUCCCGCCUGCGCUCUCUCGCCGAUUCGCCAUCCAUGAUGUUCACUAUGAGACGCCGCCACAUUCCAACCUGGGGAUUCCCGGUCCUGACGGCGAUGUGCACGAUCUCGGCUCCAAUGGCUUCGUCAGCGUGGCCAACCCGUCGAACCCCGAAUUCCUGAGCCCCGAGAUCCUCGAGGAGCUGCCGGCCGAGUGCAAGGAAGCUCUUGUCGAGGCGGCCGCGCAGGAGUACGAAUGGAAGUCCAGAUGGUGCAGCGAAGCCACCGACGGGGCUCGGAGAGCACCGCUCAAGAGUUAUGCCUGGUUCCCUUAACGGCGCGAGGAACCCUUUAGACCUCAAAUGCGGUUGAACAGCCCUUACUCUUGUCUAUUCGUUCAAGCUUUCUUUUUUAAUAUGUUCCUUUUUAUUCGGGAUGGGCCGGAUUUUUCCCCUGGAUGAUGGUAUGAGAUAAAAACCCGGAGUUUAAGUGUGGUCUUUUCAUUUUUCAAUAUGUGGUGGUGUCAUUUCAACAAUUCAAUUUGGCUUUUAAUGUCGGGAUUAUUCCCUGUCUAUUGAGAUUCCGCUUUCUCUCUCGAGACCGCAUGGUCUAGGGUGGGAAUAGUUACUUUUUUCUUUGUCUAAUGGUGUUGCUGUAGAUUAGAUCUGGUAGAUAAGAUUUUCUU
This is a messenger RNA of Aspergillus steynii IBT 23096, 2463 nucleotides long. RefSeq lists its product as uncharacterized. Gene Ontology annotation, cellular component: nucleus. Gene Ontology annotation, molecular function: chromatin DNA binding. The transcript is spliced from 3 exons. The record is from RefSeq and is a predicted model, not a curated record. The coding region runs from base 365 to 2113 and encodes 582 amino acids. Lineage: Eukaryota; Fungi; Ascomycota; Eurotiomycetes; Eurotiales; Aspergillaceae.